Molecule: messenger RNA, 5267 nt
Organism: Triticum dicoccoides
Lineage: Eukaryota; Viridiplantae; Streptophyta; Magnoliopsida; Poales; Poaceae
Product: chromodomain-helicase-DNA-binding protein Mi-2 homolog
Exons: 14
Coding region: 900-4037 (1045 amino acids)
Biological process (GO): chromatin remodeling
Cellular component (GO): nucleus; chromatin
Molecular function (GO): ATP-dependent chromatin remodeler activity; DNA binding; ATP hydrolysis activity
Source: RefSeq, a predicted model, not a curated record
UUUCUGCAGGUCUUACUAUAUAUUGAAUUGCUGUAGAAAGGUCAGUAAACUGUUAGUACUUAGUAGCAUACCACUACUACUGCCAUUCAAUCAUUGUAAGCAGUACAUAAUUGUUAUGGAACUUUGCAACGAAAAGUUGCAUGCACACUCCAUUCAAGCCGCCGUGUCUUACUGUAAGAGGUCCUUUGUGUGUUAAGCUAGUAGGUUAAUCAAAUCUAGACUGGGAUAUCCCAGUCAAUAGUCAUUCUGAGUGCUUCACGGCAGACCUUUCACCAGAAAUUGUCUCUGUGCACAUCGCGGACAAACAUGACGCCAUCCUGUUUGGUGAAUGGACGGUACACAUUUGGGUACCUGUCAUGGAAUCUGCAGGAAGCAGCAAAAGCUUGGAAGGCUAUAGCAGCACUGCAACAGCCGCUACACAGCAGUGCAGCCACACAGACUUACUGAUUUGUGCCCACAAAACAGACUGGCUGAAAGCAGCCUUGCAGUGGAAGACAGAGGUCAAUCCAUUGGCCAUACAAGACGAAGUGGUUCAUCAUCGUUAAGAAGUGAGCCAUUUCCAACUAUUUAUUCCGAACAGCACAAGAGCAUGCCUGGAGAUGGCGGACCCAUUAGCAUUCAGAAAGAAGGUCCAGCUUCGAGACAAUUAAAGGUUAAGCAAUGCCCAGUUCAGAAACUUCAGAGACUGCCAGAUGGGUGCCAUCCUGAUUUUGACAAUGACCAUUUAUAUUGUGUCAACAAGCUCCUGGAGUGAGGGCAGGCCUAGCGCAAUGGUGAAGUCCUCCCCACUUGUGCCAAGAGGUCCUGGGUUCGAACCAGCCUCUCUGCAUUGCACUUUGCAGGGGUAAGACUAGGUUCCUAUAAUCCCUCCCCAGACCCCACCUUGUGUGGGAGCUUCUAUGCACUGGGUCUGUCCUUUCAACAAGCUCCUGGAGUCCUGGUCUAAAUCUCAUGGCUCUGUUCUUGUUGAUGAUAAGGAACAUAUAUUAAAGACCAUCUUAUUCACAAUGGUUGUGUUAGCUGAUGCUCGCCAACCUUUUCUGAUUGUCACUACUACUGCUUCUCUCUCCUUAUGGGAGGUUCAGUUCAAUAAAUUAGCACCACAUAUCAAUGUUGUUGUGCAUGAUGGGCGGAAAGACAUGCUCAAGUCGAUUCAAGCUCAGCAGUUCUUCGAGAACGGAAACCACAUAACGUCACAAGUUCUCUUAUCCCAUCCUGAGGCUAUCUUAGAGGACAUUGAGCCUAUUGCACGUAUUGGUUGGGAGGCAAUCAUAGUUGAUUAUUAUCAACACUUUGCUCUAAAAUAUCUGGAACAGCUGAAGCAACUUUGUACUGGUUUUAGAGUGUUGCUUGUGAGCUCCCCAAUUGAAGAUAUCCCUGAGUACAGGAACAUGCUAGCUUUCCUUAGAUCGGGACAGAAAGAUAAUAGCGGCUAUGUUGACACUGCUGAUGCCCUUGAGAAGUCAAAAAUAAUAUUUGCACAUCAUAUUGCAUAUGAGCGCAAAGCAGAUUCUUCAAAAUUUCUAGAGCACUGGGUUCCUGCUUACAUUUCACAAGUGCAGCUAGGUGUCUAUUGUUCCAUUCUGCUUUCAAAUUCAUCUGUCCUCCAGUCUAAGAAGAAAGCUAAUAGUGUUGAAGCUCUUCGGGACAUUCUCUUGUCUCUCUCAAAGUGCUGUAAUCACCCUUACCUCCGUGAAUGUCUGGAAGAUUCACCUGUCAACAAUCCUGAUAUGACCGAAACAGUAGAUAUUGGAGUGCACGCAAGCGACAAGCUACUACUUCUUGACAAAAUGCUUAAAGAGACCAGCAACAGGAGGUUGAGAGUAAUUGUUCUUUUUCAGUCUGGUGGAGCAGGUGCAAAUCCAAUGGGUGACAUUCUGGAAGGUGUUGUGUGUCACAGAUUUGGCCCUGAGUCUUAUGAACAUGUCAAAUGUGGUGCGGUGAUGUCAAGUAAACAGGCGGCAAUUGAUAUGUUCAAUGACAAGACCAAGGGGAGAUUUGUUUUGCUGAUUGAAAGUCGUGCAUGCCUCCCAAGCAUUAAGCUACUAUCAGUUGAUGCAGUCAUCAUAUAUAGCAGCGACUGGAACCCAUCUAAUGACCUGAAAGCUCUUCAAAGAAUCAACAUAGAGUCACAACUUAAGUAUGUGAGCAUUUUCCGAUUGUAUACUCCUUUCACAGUGGAGGAGAACAACUUUGUGCUUGCAAAGCAGGGCAGGCUUAUUGAUAGCAACAUCCAGGAUGUAAUGCACAGUUCAAGCCAUUCCUUGCUCAGUUGGGGUGCACAAUUUCUCUUCACCAGAUUUGGUGAGCUUCUGCAAGAUAGGUAUUCAAGUAAGCAUUCUGAAAGGGGCACCAGUUUUAUGGAUGAAGUGAUUUUAGAGUUCGUAACAAAAUUACCCACAUAUACAGAAGACAGCUCCAAAAUAAACAGUGUGUACAUAUCGAAAGCUAAUAUGAGUGGGGAGUUUUAUUCAAGAAGCAUUACUGUAAUUGGUGAAAAGGAGGGAAUGUCUAUGCUGGAUGGGGAUCCAUCUGUAUUUUGGUUAAAUUUACUGGAUGGAAAAUCUCCUUGUUGGAGCUAUAUAUCUGAGCUAAGACAAUCAAUCAAUAGAAUGCUACAGAACAUAGAAGAACCAGCCCAAGUUGCUGCCGAAGAAACUGAUGAAGCUACCAAUGUGUCAGUCACACAGCAAAGAGAAUGUCAUGUGUCUGUCACACAGCAAAGAGAAUGCCAUGUGUCAGUUGAUGUAUUUCCCAACAUGGCUGUGGAGAGAAGAAUUGAUUUAGUGGAUGAUGUUUUCUCUUUUAGAGAAAAUAAUAUCCUUCAUAAACAACAAGCUGAGAUAUCAAAUUUAGUGACACACUCACAGAAUAAACAAAUCCUGAGAAUUGGAGCAACUCAGAUAUGUGGAUCGAGCAUGCAUAUGCAACAAUUGAGAAAUCUGCCUGCCCAACAAAGUUUAGCAACCUUGCCCCAUCCACCUGCAGAAGCAGAGCCAGCAGGUAUUCCUGGCAUGGAGGCCACGACAUGUUUACAGUCAAUGCAGUAUCAACCUACAGAGGCAGAAUGGGGAGGUAUACUGGGCGCAUUAGCAGCCCACGGUUCGCAGCCUGAAAUGCAACCAUCAACCUCAAUGCAGGAUGUUUUAUUUGAAAAGACUGAUCUGUCUGGCAUGCCUUUGCUAGGAAGUAUGAAUGCUCGUCAAAGUGUAGAACCUUCAUGGGAUCUGCACGCAGGAGAAGAACCAGCAGGCACUUUGGGCAUGGUGACAACUGAUAAGCUGCAGUCUGAAAUACAACAAUCAGCCACAGUACAUGAUCGGCCUGCAGAAGCAGAAGGAACAAGUACAUUGGGCACCAGGGCACUUCAGAAUUUGCACCCUGAAAUGCAAUCAUCAACCGCAAUGCAUCAUGUCCCUCUUGAAAUAGCACACUCUGAAGGCAGGAGCCAAACAGGAUUUCAGCCAAAUACAUCACCUGGUCCUGAGCAGCUCAGCCAACUCCUUUUUUUCGAGGAAGAGCUCAACCAAGUCCUAUCUGCUAGUGACCAGCCACAGGAAGAUAUGUCGAAAAUGUACAAACAUCACAUCAAUUUGCUUAGAAAAGCCCAUGAACAGAAGAAAUCACAACUUCAAAUAGAGCGUUACCGAGAAAUAGAAAAGGUGAACAGAAAGUAUUACUCAUUACUCCAAAAAGAAGAUCCCACUUUACCUCACAGCCAGAUGGGACUUGUUGAUAGCUACAAGGAAGCUUCUGUAAACAAAUCACCAGCUCAAGAUUUUCUAGGGGAAGUUGCACCAUCAUCUGCAGCUCAAGGGAGAUCUGAGAGGCCUGCAAUGGUGCUGCCACCUAAGUCUUCACCAGCUCAAACCACAGCAUCACCAGGUGUGAUCUGCAGCAUGACACGAGAUGGGAAAUGCUUCUCUUCAGAACCAUAUCCGCGCUCCGCCAUGAGGGUCUCGGAGACCAAAGGGUCCACGUCGCACCUGAUAUCGAGGAAUGCCACAGCUAGCUGGACCACGCCUUCAAGUUGCUGAUAAGUGAGUGAGAAGAGAAGGCGCUCAUCCUGCGCCGCCGCUGCCGCAGGAUCCUCCAUGCCCAUGGCGAUCACUGGGCAGUACAGCUGGACCUUCCAGAGCCCGCUUGCCUGGAGGGCGUACGAGAAGAGCGGUGACGCUGCCCUGGGCGCGUGGUGUGAGGACCGCAUCUCGGCCAUCCAGUUGGUCACCGCGAGAUUCAUCGUCUGCAUCCACUGGUCCUCGAGGUUGGCGCCGAGCAUUUUGACGAGGGUCUUUGCAGCGCCUCUGCACUUUGGGCUGGUCAGCUGGGUCCUCAGUGAGUCCAGGCACCCACGGCGGAGGUCGCGGGGCGCCUCGUAGAUGCAGACCAGGAAAGCAAGUGACAAGAAGACUAUGUUGAACGCGUCGCUGAAGCUGCCGCCAUGGAGGUGCUGCGCCCCGGGGAACCGGAAGGACGGCUUGCUGCUGUUGUCCGGCCCGUACCACAGCACCUGGUUCACGAUGUCCACAAACAGCUGCACCAUGUCUUGCUCGUCCAGGGAUUGCUGCGCCUUGGUUUUCAGGUGGACCGGUUUCGACGUCCACAGGAAUAUCGGCUCGCGGUAGUUGGCGGAGAUGGAGAAGGUGAGGUAGGAAGGCUGGGUGGGAGGUGUUUUGGCAACCGAGAGGGUCAUUGAUGUCGGCUGUGAUGACGCCGACGCUGAAGGCGUGGCGCAGAUGCAGAGGGACAUGGUGUUGGUGCGCCACUGGGAGAAUGGGGGCAGGCUGGUGAUCCAACCCCAUGCAUCAGGCACGAAGUUGUGAGCCAUUGUGGUGUUGGAAGAAGCCUGAUCUCCUUGCUGGCCUUUUAUAAAGAGGGAAAGAAGGCGAUGGCGCGGCGGAUAGAACUUCGGUUUAUCGCAUAUGAUUGAGCCCAAUGAGCGCACGGCAAAGUCUCGGGUAAAGUAGAUUCUUGGAUGGAGGGAGAGAUUUAUCUGGUCUAGAUGCUGAUUGGAAAAUUUAUCUGCUACUAAUUGAGACUCGAAGAAUCUCUCUUUAUGCUGCCGUGCAGUGCUGAACGUGAACUGCUGAUAUAUAUAGCACGCGUUUCAAACUCAAGUUGGUGACCCUGAUGACAAAUUGUACUGUUCGGAAGGAAACUUGUGCCGUGGCUGCUGUCAAAUGGGAAUCGGAACCCGAGGAAUCUCACAUUGUACUUUCGUGAAGCUUUGCAAUUUAUCAACUCCAGACACACGCCAUUUAUCCUUC